GACCGUGCUCGAUUUUACGACUCUGAUAUUAACAGACUUUUUAACCCCGACAGAAGUAGUGUACGGCGCCAUGAUCCCCGAGCCAGACUACAGCGACGACGAGAGGGAGACUCAGCCCUCCAGCGUCAGCAGUAUGGUCGCUAGGAACAAUAAAGUGAACACAAACAGCAGCAGCAACAACAAAGAGCAGGAGAAGGGCCAGCACCCGGCCUCGGAACGGCUGGACGGUCGCGGCCUCAUCAUGCCCAAGAAGCUAGUCAACCCCUGCCUCGAAUCGUCAGACAAAAUGAAUCUCCACAGAGAACUCAAAUUUAACCAGAAGAUGGGCGUCAAUGUGCUAAACCAGAAAACAGAGUUGCAGAAGGCCAUGGAGAAACACAAUGACAAGAAGGUGUUAAGGGAACAGCAGGAGAAGAAGCAAGCUGAAAUGACCCCCUUCCAGAAGGCAUUAGAUGAGAGAGCUCAAAAAAUUGAACAGAUGGAGAAAGCUGAAAAGGGCAAUGUGGAGAAUGAGCAGACGCCAUCUUGUGAAUUCCAGAAGAUCCAUGCCAAAGUUCGAGCCAAAAUGGAAGUCCAGUAAAGACUGGAUUACAAAUUCUUGGAAUCUGUUAUAACUUGGUCAAAUAUGACAUAAAAAAAAUCUAUAAAGAAAUAUUAAAAGAUAAUUAAUAAUUUUUAAAGAAUGUGAAAUAUCAAGUAUACUAAAACCAGUGUUAUUGUGAACAUUUUGAGAAAAAAAACAAAAACCAAGUUUUUUUUUUUAGUAUAAAGGUAUACUAUGCUAGAAUGUAUUUAGUUAUCAUUGAUACAGCCCAGAGAGCUUUCACACUUUUUUUUUUGUCAUCCAUACAUUCAUCUCAUGUAAAGAUCUCACAGAUCUCAUAAAUUUUCAUAAGAUAUGGGAUUUUUUUUUUCUUUCAACUAACUCAUUCAUCACAUAUGCAGACACAUCUUCCUUCUUCCUUCUUUUAAGUGAAAAAUAGAUUUAAAAGCAAGAAAAAACAGUAUUGUGGGAACACCAUAUAAAGUGACCAAAACUUUUAAACAGAUUAACUGACAAAAUAAUUAAAUAAUAAUAGUUCCACCUUACUACGGAUUAAUAAUCAAAAUGUCAGGUGAUGCCCCAACACACGAGUCAUAUCAUAUAAAUUACAUAUUAACACAUUAGAUACAUUUUCCCAUCCUUCAGUCCCCCUGUGACAAUAAUCAUAAACCGAGAUAGGAGAUUAGGGUUAACUGAAAUGUCUAUUUUCCUGACCUGUCUCACAAUAGCUGUACAAUGUCUUGACACUCACAAAUGUAUGAUGCCUUUAACACACAUUAGCCUAAGAUGUUUAUUACUUUUGUGAAAGUAGGUUUAAAGUAACUCAUUUGUUAUUUUCCCUCAGAAUGUCAAGCAUGUGGGAAAGGGAGACAAAAUUUUAUUUACAUUUUUGUCUUUGGAUCUCCUGUGCAUGACAUUUCCUUGAAUCUUUGCUUAAUUUAACAUCUGCUGAGGAAAAACAACAUUGUAUCAUUUAUUUUCUCCUUCAUCACUAAUAUUUGCUGUUUAUAUUAGGGUAAGAGAAUGUACAAGUGUAGAAAUAAAUAAAUAUGAUUUUA
This is a messenger RNA of Penaeus vannamei (Pacific white shrimp), 1602 nucleotides long. The record is from RefSeq and is a predicted model, not a curated record. Lineage: Eukaryota; Metazoa; Arthropoda; Malacostraca; Decapoda; Penaeidae.